Messenger RNA from Pogona vitticeps (central bearded dragon), 972 nucleotides. RefSeq names its product histone H2A. Gene Ontology annotation, molecular function: protein heterodimerization activity; structural constituent of chromatin; DNA binding. Gene Ontology annotation, cellular component: nucleosome. Lineage: Eukaryota; Metazoa; Chordata; Lepidosauria; Squamata; Agamidae. The record is from RefSeq and is a predicted model, not a curated record.
UGAACUCUCACUUUAGCUCCAACUUAUAGAGGGGUUUUUAAAAGACUCACCACACUUUGCAAGGAAAGAGGAGAUACGUGGCUGUCUAAAGAACAGUAAUAUAAGUAGGAAUAAGAAGGGAGGGUUUUUGUUUUGCUGAAAGUAACACUGAUAUGGUACCACACAAUGUCUGGACGGGCCAAGAAGCUAGCCAAGCCUCGGACAGCUCUCAGGAAAAACAAAAGUGCCGCUGCCGGCCUGCAGUUUCCGGUGGGGCGUGUUGCUCGGUUUCUGAGGCAGGGUAACUAUGCCGAAAGAGUAGGUGUAGGUGCCUCCGUGUACCUAGCAGCUGUCUUGGAAUAUCUGACUGCUGAGAUCCUGGAGCUGGCGGGUAACACUGCGCAUGACAACAAGAAGCAGAGGAUCGGGCCCCGGCACAUUCAGCUGGCCGUGCGGAAUGAUGAAGAGCUGAACAAAUUGUUUGCAGGAGUGACCAUUGCUGAAGAAGGGGUCCUGCCCAACAUUCACCCCCUGCUCGGUCCUAAGAAAACAGCACCCUCUGCUGCUUCCCAAGAAGAAUCAUAGGGAUCUAACUCGUCAUCCCAUUUAGUUUACUGACUGAUUUGGAAAAUGGCUUUGUCACUUGUUCAUGGCACUUUGCAGAAUCACAUUUUACUGUCUUUUUUUUAUAGUAAUAAAUUUCCACAAUGUGAAAACUUGAUUAUGGUUUGAAAUAAUGAAAAAAAUAAUGACCAAAUGGUGCAAUUAUGCCACAAAAUGAGUCCUUUUUUCAUAGCAGUUUUGCAUGUCUUAUGAUAGCUGGUGUGACAUCAUGUGCUCUUUUUCUGCAUAGUCUGCCACAGGGAAUUUAGGUUUUAGAUCAAAGCUUGGCAAUAUUUUUGUGACAACAACUUUCCAGAAUCCCCAUCCGGCAGCCAAGCUGGCUGGAUGCUUCUAGUAGCUCUAGUCCAAAUAAAUAAGUUUUCCACUCUC